This is a messenger RNA of Cuscuta campestris, 606 nucleotides long. NCBI's taxonomy places the organism in Eukaryota, Viridiplantae, Streptophyta, Magnoliopsida, Solanales, Convolvulaceae. The record is from the annotation of a GenBank genome assembly.
CAUAGAGAAUCCAGUUUCCCAGAAAUUGGUGGACUAUCAAGCUUUACCCCACAAAACCCGGUGAAAAGGCCUUCAAGCUAUAAGGGUCCUCAAGUUUGGGUUUCUUUGACUUCCAGAGAGAUCCAUGGCAGCUGGAACGAUGGCAGCGAACCGCAACAAGGCAGCGAUAAGUUUAACAUUCGGCAUAAGAACCGGGUCCCACCAGAAGCUCACCGAGGACGGCGACAAAUGCAGUAGGGGCUUGGAGGAGAAUGAGAAGGUGGAGAUCCUGCUCAAGGCACUAAGGCUGUCGCAGAGUAGGGCGAGAGUGGCAGAGAGGAGAUACCAAGCCUUGUGCAAGGAAACCGAUCACCUGUCGAAUCUUCUUCUGCAAGAAUCCCUGAGGUUUCUCGCAUGUCGGAACACCAUCAGGUUGCUUGAGCUUCAAGCAUCUCAGUUGAAGAGCACAGAUGCUCAUCAUAAAGGACCAUCUUCUUCAAGCUCCAGUUUGGCGUGGUUUAUGUCAAGGGCUUUUUGCGUGGGAAUAGGUUGUGGGAUUUGCCUUGCAUUUGGAUGCAUAUACUUCUGAUUCAUUGUACACUUUACUAAUAAGACUGUUCUUUUGUC